AUGCACCUUGUAAUUCGUCGUUAUACAUAUCGUGCUACUCUCUAUAUAAUUCUCGUUUGGUUUUUAAUCAUUUUUAUCUUAUUUCAAUUACAUAAUUCAACCACAAAUUCUAGCGAUAAACAAACAUUUAGUGAAGAUGAAAAUACCGACGAACUUGCAGAACUUAACAUUAAUCCACAUGAUUCGAUUAAUUUUAUAAAAAGAUCAAUUAAAAAAUUAGAUAAUAAACAAGAACAACUAAUGGCAUCAAAUAUUGAUGAUAAAAAAGUUGAUCUAAAUGGGCCAGGUGAAAUGGGUAAACCAGUUGAAAUUGAUAAAACUAAAUUAUCACCAUAUGAACUUAUAAAAUAUGAAAAUGGCUUUGAAAAACAUGCAUUUAAUGUAUAUGCUAGUGAUUUAAUAUCAUAUCAUCGUAGUUUACCUGAUGUACGUGAUCCAGAUUGUCAAAAACUUCAACAUGAACCUAUAUCAUUAACAGCAAGUAUUAUUAUGUGUUUUCAUAAUGAAGCAUGGUCAGUAUUAUUAAGAUCAAUACAUUCAAUUAUUAAUCGUAGUCCUUCACAUUUACUAAAAGAAAUUAUUCUUGUUGAUGACUUUUCUGAUAUGGAACAUCUAAAGGAACCAUUGGAUGAGUAUAUAAAGCAUCUUAAAAUAGUUUCAAUAGUUCGACAAAAACAACGAGAAGGUUUGAUACGUUCACGUUUAGCAGGUGCUGCUGUUGCAAAAGGGGAUGUUAUUAUUUUUCUUGAUUCACAUAUUGAAGCUACAGAAGGUUGGCUUGAGCCUUUACUUGAUCCAAUAUUACAAAAUCGUACAUUUGUUGUAACACCUGUUAUUGAAACUAUUGAUGACACGACAUUUAAAUAUAUGCCUAUUCCUGUUACAGUAAUAAGUACUGGUGGUUUUGAUUGGAACUUACAAUUUGAUUGGCAUCCUAUGUCCGACCGAGAACGAGAAAGAAGAAAACAUCAUUUAGAACCAAUACGAACACCAACUAUGGCUGGAGGACUUUUUGCUAUUAGUAAAAGUUAUUUUUAUGAAUUGGGAUCUUAUUUCUGUGUUGAUGCAAAUACUGAUCCCAAACAUUUUAAUGAACCAGUAAUUAGUUAUCCAUGUCAUAAUGAAGGUGGUAAUCAGUUUUUUAUGUUAACCAAAAUAGGUGAAAUUCGUCGAGAUCAUGGAUGUUUAGAAUAUAGUGGUGGAAUAGCAGAUAUUAAUAAAGAUGAUAAAGUUCUUGUUUUGUCAUGUCAUGGCAAAAAAGGAAAUCAAUAUUGGAUUUAUAAUGAGCACAAUCAAAUAUACCAUCCAGCAUCGAAUUCAUGUAUGACAAUAUCUGAUGAUGACCAACAUAUUCAAAUGCAAGUAUGUGAUCUCGACGAUGCAGCUCAUAGAUGGUCAUGGACUCAACGAUUACUUAAUGAAACGCACAAUACUUAA
This is a messenger RNA of Rotaria sp. Silwood1, 1437 nucleotides long. The record is from the annotation of a GenBank genome assembly. NCBI's taxonomy places the organism in Eukaryota, Metazoa, Rotifera, Eurotatoria, Philodinida, Philodinidae.